AUGCGGUUAAAACAGAUACUCGUGUACUUGGCACUUGUAGUACUUCUUUGUACUUUGUCAUCUUGGGCUGCUGACGAUGUUGAAGUCGAAGAUGAAGAAGAUUUGGACAGCGACAGCGAAAGCGAACCAGAAGAUCAAGAAAGUAUCAAAAUUAUUGUAUAAAUGAAGAAUCGCUUCGUAAACGUAAUUGUCUACCUACGUUUUUACAGGGCAAGGAGAAAAAGAAGGCACCUGAAACUGAACCAUACAAACCGCCGGUUAUCAGUCUUGAAAAUGAAGACUCCGUAUUUUUUUCCGAACCUUUUGCAAUCCGUGGCGAAUUUCAGAACAGGUAAGCAACAUUAUUUUCAGAUUGCGUGUGUUAGAUUCAUUCUCUGUUGGAUGUUUGCGGGCCUUUGUUGCAGUUUGCAUUAAGCGAUCGCCAGCGUGUAAACGCAUGACAGGCUGGCUUGCAAAAGGAAGUUUGCACGAGGUCUUGAUGUUUAUACAGUCAAGUAGUUUUUGUUUCAAAAACUUCUCCCAGAAAAUAUCCCUCACCUCCUUAGUUGCUUUCUGUACACCUUUGUAUUGAAAAAAAAGGUAGCAUCUAGGAUAUUUCUCUUUAGAGUGGCUCGACAAGGUUUUUGAUGCGCUAUGUAUUAUGUUUUUUGUCAACUCAUCACGCCUAAAUUUUUUGUCUCGUAUUUAUUUCCUUAUUUGAUAAGCAGCACAUGUCUUGACUCUGAUAACUUGAAAGUUCCGAAUCAUUUUGUUAGGGAAUCUGUAGAUAGCAAGUACAGAGAUAGCUAUGUCGUGAAUCCAGCCCAACAGGUGCAAGAACCCUCUGACAUUUGCUAUGGUUUUAAAGCGUACACAAUCGGUUUCACUAUUGUAGAAUAAGGGAGUGUUCCUCAAAACAAAAACACACGUAUAAUCAGAAAGCUUAUCUAAAUUGCAGUAAGAGAGGAAGAAAAAAAUUUUAGAUUUUCCUUAACAAAAAAGUGUGUUGUUGAUAAAGUUUAUUAUCACUUUGCAGAAUUUUUUUGUAGCAGAUGUAUCUACAAAUAUUUAUAUUGGUGUGGCAAUUACCAAUGAGAUCCAUGCAACUCAAUGUGUUUCUCAAACAAAUAAUAAAAGCUGUUUUUGUAGGCAACAGGUUGCAAUGUUUGGGCUACUGCUGAGAAUCAGGAGUGAAAUUUUCUCGACAAAAAUUGUUGUAGUUUCUCGAAGCUACCAAGGCAUGCUUUAAAACCUCUACACAAAGUACACUAUUAGCUUGCAUACCCCACCUUCCUUUCUACAAAAACCAAGUUUCCUUUAUACUUGUCAUAGGCAAAAUACCAGUGUCUUAAUUCAGUAUAAAUAUCUUAAGGACUCGUUGUUAAACUAGCUGUAUUCAUAUUCCUUUUGAACCUUUAACAACUCAGCAUUAGUGUUUAUAUUCUCCACACCAUCCCUCUAUAUUUCCUUUAGUAAUAGCAUGGAGAAUUUGUUUGAUGAUCAGGAGCUUCUUGAAUUUGUGAUCAUUUGCCACAUUCUUAUAACCUUUAUGUUCAACUCAAGGGUGAUACUGUAAGGAGAGAUUAGAAGUCAGGUCUCUAAGGGUUUAAGUGUAUCACACUGGCUGUACAUUGUAAAGAGUAUGAAUGUAGAAAAAAAAAUUGACAACUACUGCAGUUGUACUGUAAAAGUUGAAUGUUAUCAACUCUGUAUCUUAACAAGUGUGUUUUUGAUUUAUUGAUAAUGUCACCCUCCUUGAGAGAUGGAGGCCCCUUUAAAAAGCAAUCAGAAAAAAUUUAAAGUACCAUUUGUAACUUGAAUAAUUAUACCUUUAAAGGUUUCUGUAGACUAACCAGUUAUGGUAACAAAGUAAAAAAAACAUAUAUGGAGUCUUGACUUUGUUGAAUAGUACAGGAUGUAUAAAUUACAAAUGAGUUGAGGGUAGUUUGUGUGAUUUGGUAGUUAAUUGUCAAAAUUAUUUUCUUAUUUCUUUGUCCAAGACUGGCAAAGUACUUAGGACAACCCAAGAAAGCUUAAGUUGCUAGCGUGCCAUGAUAGUAACAAUUAUGCUCAAUUUUUUAUAGUCUCCAGCAAAUGCUACUUUUUCUCGUAGUAGUUCCUUUAAUUUUGUCAUAACCCUGUGUAAGCUCUAGCAAUGAAAAAUGCUAACUGAAUUGAGCAUACACGGUUUUAAUAGUUCUUGAGCUUUAUUAAUGUUUUGCUACCUUAUCAUUAAAAGAUGUAUUUUAUCUUUGAAACUACAGAUGGUUGAAAUCUCAAGCCAAGAAAGAUGGAGUUGAUGUUGAAAUUGCCAAAUAUGAUGGUAAGUUGAAUUUAUUUUUAUGGUAAACUAAAGAAUUUGAAAUACUGACUACUGGAAAAUCUGCAUGACCCUUUGACUAUGAGAGCGACUUGCUCUAAUUUUUCCAUGUGAUGUAUAUACCCUGAAUCGCACACGAAGGUCAUGAUAGUAAAGGAAAUGAUCACUAACUAAAGUAGGUCUUGAUUGUUCAACAAUCCUCCCUGUCAGGACCUUAGGAAAUGUAUAGAGAAAAGUAUGGAGAUUAAGAACACAGAUGCAAGGGGACAAAGGUUUAGUUGAAGGGAAAGAAAAAUCAUUGUUUCAAUGUCAGUAAUAUCUCCAAGGUAACACUUAGUUUUAAGAACACUUCAUUGUCUAGGGUUGCUUUGUCUAUCAAGUGAUCUCUCCAAGAGACCCACCACCAGAGAAAAAAUGUUUUCCAUGAAUUGUAUAUUUAGUCAUUUUAUUGGGAAUGGUUAGUAAACCCAAAACAGGACAGGUUAUUGCUAAUUAAAUGUCCCCAUGAUAUCUUUAGAAGGUGUUUUUGAAGCUGUUUGAAACAAACAAGAGCCCUUCUCUUCUUCCCAUGAUGCGAUUCCCAGAAAACAGUUAAAUGGCAAAUAUUUCUUUAGUAGAUUUUAUAUCUUUUCUCACUUUUUUUGUAUUGUUUUAACUAUUAUUUUUUUGUGCCAUUAAUUAACAAUUGGUUCAUAUGUCAGCGUGCGUUCAUGGAGAUAUGAAGCACGCGGGAAGUUUGGAGAGCACGAAAGAUGUGUAAGAGUUGCUCGAGGUGUAGCCAAGAGCAACUCUAGCUUCUUGAGUGCUCUCCAAACUUCCCAAGUGCUUCAUAUCUCGAUAUAUGCACAGCUGACGUAUGAACCAAUUGUUUUAUAACAUUUUCAACCCGAUGGAAAAUUUUUUUUCUCAAGGGAUUUGUUUGCUGAUGUCAUGAGCAUGCACAAUAGGAAUAUGAAGCACACUCGCACCAUUGAAUUUGAUUAGACAAAUUUACUAGCUAUGUUAUAAAACUUAUUGAUGUUUCCAGCUAUUUAUUAAGAAUAUGAGAUGUGCUCCAUGUGUUUUUGUGAUCUGCAAAUUCUUUUUUGUGCCAUUUAACUGUAGCAGACUUUAAAUUGUUACUAUUUUUCACUUGCACAACAGGUGAAUGGUCAUUUGAGGAGCCUUCCACCAAGUUAUUCAGUGGGGAUCUUGGACUUGUUCUUAAGGUGCUUUUCUUUUUGGCAUAAAAUUAGAAGUAUCUCUCAGUUUCCUGCAUUUAUGCAUUCAUACCAGAUAUUCAAAGUGGGAAAAGUUCUAAGGUCAUGACAAUUGACUUUCAAAUUUGACUGAGAUAUACAGAUAUUUAAUGUAUGAUAAUCUGAUUCCUUCAUGCUGUUUGAUUGAUUCUUGCUUAUGAUCUAUGGGAAGACAGAUGCAUAAAUGAUGCCAUUAUUGACAGCAUUUUGCUUCUUUAACCCUUUAACUCCCAAGAUUUCAUUAGUAAUUCUCCUUACUGUCUGCCAUACAAUUUAAGUGAUGUUAGUUUGGGGAAUUUGGAAUUGGAUCAACCAAUAAUCCCCUAAUUGAUAUUAUUUAUUCUCAUUACUUGUCUACUUGAUAUUGUACUGACAGUGUAAGGAGAAAUUCUGCCUAGGUCACCAGUAGGACUCAAAGGGUUAACAUAUAAAACAAAUAGAUUCUAUGUUGUGGUAAGUCUGCACUGUAAUAGAUCACAGAAGAUGUCUAAAUGUGGUUUGAACAUCAGUAACACACUCCGCUGCACUUUGUGUGCCAUUCUGUUGUUCUGACCAAAUUUUGGCAUUUGUAGUACAUGGAAUCUAUUUGUCAAUGUUCUAAUUAUGGAUAGAUCUGGAAAUGAUUUAGGGUCACUGCUGGUCAAAUCUGUUCCAAAUUGUUACAUCCUUUGAACUUUACAGCCAUUAGAUCUCUCACUAUCUUUUUUUUUCCACUUUUUUUUCAGUCAAAGGCACGACACCAUGCUAUUUCAGCCUUGCUGAGUAAGCCUUUUGAUUUUAAAGACAAGCCAUUUGUGGUCCAGUAAGUAUAUGGGAAAAUAUUGUGUCUUUUCCUGGUUGUCACCUAUUAUUGACAGCUUUGAAUCAGUUUCUGCUCAAAACUGUUGCUUUUAAAAUCAGAAAACCACAAGCAUCUGAAAUAUAAGUGGGAUAUAUUUGGUAAGAUCCAACUGCAAACUGACAAGGGGAGCUGCUUACAGUUGAAUUUUCUCAUCCUCAAUUAGUUUGUUUUUCUUGAUACAAUAACAAUCCCAAAUGUUUUUUCGUGGUUGUCCAAGUUUCACUGUAAUACAGGAAACAAGGACACUUAUUUGAAAGUAUGUAAAACUAUGUAUGUGUACAACAUGUAAAACAUGCAAAUCCAAGCUAUUAUCCUUAACCCUUUAACUCCCAAGGUCUUAUUAGUAAUUCUCCUUACUAUCUGCCAAACAAUUCUUAUUAUGUUAGUUUGGAGAAUUUGGUAUUGAAUCAAUUAGUUAUCUCAUAAUUGAUAUUUUUCGUUAUUCUCAUCACUUCUCUGCAUGAUAUUGUAUAGAUAUAGUAAGGAAAAUUCUCUCUAGGUCCCUCAUGGGAGUUAAAGGGUUAACCAUAUCAAGAAGAAAAGUGAAGAGAAUAAAUAAAAAUCAAGUCAGGAGAUUAUCAGUUGAUCCAAUAGCUAAUUCUCCUAACUAAACUCAUAAGAAUUGUAUGGUUAACAAUGAUGAGAACUAACAAGGAGAUCUUGGUAGUGAAAGGGUUAAAACAUAUGAUCCCUAGUAUAUAAUUAUUGAUUUUGAUUGACUUGGCUAUGCUUAAUAUUUUCCAUCAAGGUAUGAGGUGAAAUUUCAGCAGGCGAUGGAAUGUGGUGGUGCUUAUGUCAAACUUCUUUCUCAACAAGACUCUUUUGACCUGGUAAGGACACAGAUAGCUACAUCUGCUCAGAUUAUGAGAAACAUCCAUCACUGUCUUACUUAGGCAACUUUCCAUUUAGGACUACACAAUCAGACUGAAUGAUGUACUGUUUACUCCUUGGUUCAAGCAUUAAGUUCAAGCAGAACUGUUGAAUUUAUUUAUUUCCAAUUUUCACCUGCAUUUAAAAUGGAAACUGCUGUGUGUUAUGCCCUGUAAAGUGGGGGUGUUGUGUGGUUAUGAAGUGGUAUGAUUAUGUAUUUCAUCAAAAUCAAAAUUGAUUUCAAGAAAGUUUGUGCACAAGCAAUGUUUUUCUUACUAAUAUCUUGCACAGUAAGUGAUGUACUCCUUUUUUUUGUUUUGUUUUUUCCUAGAAAACUUUCCAUGAUAAAAGUCCAUACACCAUUAUGUUUGGACCUGAUAAAUGCGGUGAAGACAAGAAGGUAUAAUUUAACAUAUUAUUGAACUUGUGAAUGAAUACUUGCAAACCAAGCUUUUAUCAAUUUAUGUUACCUGCCCUGAUACUGGCAAAAAAGACCUGCAUUGCUUACAAAGGGGAUUGAAGGAACUUUGUUAACAUCUAUUGUUAUGCUAUGAAAUAAAAUAAAUCAGGGCCAGUGAUUGACUGGGUCAUGAAAAGUGAGUUUUCCUCUUCUCCCAUGGUUUAAACACUUAAUGCUUUUUGACAUUCUUGUUCCUUGCUAUAUGCAGGAUGCCUGUUACAUAUGGCCCCAGUGACGAGAUGAAUAAAAAAAAUGUCUGUCUCUACUAAUUUAUUUCUAUGUUCAAAGUUUACCAUUCCUUCCAUCUUAUGUUAUCUAUGCACAUGACCCUGUGGACAUUACUGACCCUAGCAGUAUGCAGGACACUUGUCACAUGUGAACUGCUUAACCACCUUCCUCACCAUAGAGUCCCUAUAGCUCAUUGGUAGAGUCAUGCAGCAUGGAAAUUAAAGGUCUGAGGUGCAGUUGCUCAUGGGGACGCUUCUGACAAGACAAUAAAAACAUCUUCCUCAUUUUCUUUUUUUUACUUUACCUGCUUUCAGCUACACUUCAUCUUUAGACAUAAGAAUCCAAAGACUGGUGAAUACGAAGAGAAACAUGCAAAGAAACCUACUGGAAACUUCCAGAAUGUUUUUGAUGGCAAAAAGACACACUUAUUCACCUUGGUAGUGAGACCUGACAAUUCAUUUGAAGUAUUUGUGGACCAAACAAGUGUGAAUUCAGGCAACUUGUUGGAAGAUGUCACUCCCGCAGUCAACCCCCCAAAGGAGAUUGAUGAUCCUAACGACAAAAAACCAGAUGACUGGGAUGAGAGAGAAAAGAUUCCAGAUCCUGAUGCUGAGAAGCCUGACGAUUGGGAUGAAGAUGCUCCCACUAAAAUUCCUGAUCCUGAUGCAAAGGUUUGAUUAGUUGUUCCAUUUUUUGAUACUGAGAAGACACUUUUUCCACAACUCUUUGCUGACAAGAACUUACUGUUAACCCUUUAACUCCCAGAAGUGAUUAACAUGAAACUUCUCCCUGUGAUAUCUAUACAUUAUGCAGCACACAGGUAAUGAGAAUACUCCAACUUAUCAGGUACACAUGUAGAAGUUAUCUUGAUUCAACUUCAAAUUUCUGCAACUAAAUUAAAAGGAAAUGUUUAGCAGCUGGAGGGGAGAAUUAACAAGUCUUCUGAUUUGGUGAUUUGAUCUGAUUUGAACUUUAAUAUAUUUUGGUAAAGCUGUUAUUCUUUGACAUGAUGGGGAUCCUGUUCAUGAUAUUUUGGGUUAAAACAUGCUGGAGCCUUAGGUCAUGGAUCAGUGAAAAAAAAAACUAUCUCUGGUCAUGUAGCUGAGAUGAAAGUUGUUCCAAGCAUCUAUUUCUUGAUUUAGAAACCUGAUGAUUGGCUGGAUGAUGAGCCAGAGUAUGUUGCUGAUCCAAACAGUGUUAAACCUGAUGACUGGGACGAAGAGGAGGAUGGUGAAUGGGAGGCACCCCAGAUUGGUGAGACUUGUUGUUUCAGUGGAAUGAGUCUUCCUCUAUUUGUGAAAUGAGGUUGUCUGUUUUCUUGGACUGUAGUAAAUUUCCUCAAUUUCCAGAUCAGAUCUGGGAUCCAUAGCCUAUCAAUACAAACUGUCUGGUAACAGUAGAAUUUAAAUAAGAUCUUUUCUUUUUUGAUGUUGUUGUUGUUGAUUUCAGCCAACCCCAAAUGUGAGAAGAGUGGAUGUGGAGAGUGGAAGGCCCCUUUCAUAGAUAAUCCUGCUUACAAGGGGAAAUGGUCCCCGCCACUGGUUGAUAAUCCUGACUACAAAGUAAGUAAUGUGUGGAUCAACACCUAGGUUCUCAUAAGUUUAUCAAUAUGGGUGGAGGAGAUGGGUUGUGAGAGUUCAACAAAUGAUACUAGGUAAAAUGGUUGAGCUCAAAUACAAUGAUUUUGUUUCUCAAGCAUCAUGGUUUUGACAAUGGUUUGUACAUGUGUACAUUUUGUAGGGUAUUUGGAAGCCAAGGAAAAUUGAUAAUCCAGAUUACUUUGAAGAUAAGGAACCUUUCAAGAUGACUUCCAUUGUAAGUAAAAUCAGCUAUUUUUAAUUUAAAAUUCAAUGAUUGUAACUUGAAACCAAAACUUAGUUUACUUUGUUGACAAAAGUCGUUUUAGAUCUGAUUUCUUCAGUGGGCUGAUUACCUUCUUUAGACAGUUACAGAGACAAUUUUAUCAAUUUUAUCAAUUUUAUCAAUUUUUCAUGUAUUUUGAUAAUUGCACCACAAAUACAAUCAAAUUAUCAAUGGCAUUUGGUUUUGGCAUUCCUUGGGGGUGAUCAUUCAUUACAUUUUCUUGCAGUUGUGGUCUAUUCAGCAGGCAGGUUAUGACUGCUUUAUUGAACUUAAAAUUCUCACAAAUAGCCCACAAUGAAAUAGAGGGGCAUGAGAUAAAAGAAUUUGUCAUCUGACCUUAGGGGAGAAAGUAAGAGUAACCAGCAUCUAAUUUGCCCAUAACAUUUAUUACUGCUGAUUCAUUCAUUAAGAUUAUGACAAUAAUGGAAAUGAUUGUCAACCUAAGAAUCUCUGAUUGUUAAAUGAAUUCUCCUUUUUGUUACCAAAGGAAGUGUGUAGAGAAAAGUAUGGAGAAUUUGUAUACUGAUGUUAGAGUGUUAAGGUUUAAUACAACUUGUCAGAUGAACCAGUAACUAAUGGUUUUAAUUUUUUUUCCUCUCCCUCAGGCAGCUGUUGGUCUGGAACUCUGGUCGAUGACUCCAGAUAUACUUUUCGACAACUUCAUUAUCACCAAUGACAAGUCCGUUGCUGAUAAGUGGGCUUCUGACAGGUAUGGGGAAUCUUAAAUUUGCUAACUCAGAGAUUCCUCCCUAGGAUGUUGUUAUGUUGUGUUGUACAGGGAGGGUAACUUAUUUUGUGUGUUUGUUUUGGCAUGUUUUUGUGCAUGUGUCUUUGAUCAAAACCUGAUUUAGGAUUUUCUUCUUUUUUGUACUGAAGAAUUUAUUUUCUGUUUUAGCUGGGUGAAGAAAAAUGUGAAAGAAACCUAUGGAGGAGAUGAAGAGGUAAAUCUUAUGUUCCUUACUUUUUUGCCAAACAAUUGAUCUCAUUUCAUGAUAUGCUGUACAAUCUUGUGCUAUCAGUUGUUCUCAUCCAGGAAAAAAUAGUCUUAAAUGACUGAUGACUGUGAAUAUAUGAAAAUCAUAUAUGUGAACUGCAGAUAAAUAAAUGUAUAUGAUGAUCUUUGCAGUAAUGAACACUACUGCAGCAUAAAUUUUUAAGAAUGUGUCUCAACAGUAUUAUUAGAGAUUAACCACAGUUGUAUUGUUGAGUCAAUGAAGCACAAAAGGCAACUUUAAACCAUGACAAAGUCAAAACAGAUGCCAAUAGAUGGGCAGACAUGCAUCAGAAAGGCAGACAGACAGAUAAACAGACAAACCAUCCAAUAGAGCAACUGACUGACUGCCUGACAGAUCAGCAGACCAACAGACAGACAGACAGACUGUAGGGUAGAUAGAUUACAUAGAAUCCUUGACAGAUUGUCAAACAAGUGGUUGACUGACAGACAUAGUGAAAUACAAGAUUUGAAGUUGAUUUCUAGGAAAACUUGUUCUGCCUGUGACAAGUAAAGUUUGCUAAAAUGCCGUUCUUUGUAGUGAACUCUUUCCUUUCUUCUUCUAAGGGUGGAGUUGUGAAUAACUUACUGGAGGCGACAAAUGAACGGCCAUGGCUUUGGGUGCUCUUUGUCAUUGUUGUUAUCUUGCCAUUUGUCCUUAUUGCGGCCUGCUGUUUCCCUGGAAGUAAGGUAUGUCCAAGGAAAAUAAGGUAUUUAGAGUGAAACUGUUAGUAGGUACUUAACUCUACUGGGAAUAAAAAAAUGGCUCUUAUUGCAAGAGUCAAAAUAAUCAUUUACUUCAAGAGAUUUACUUCAGAUUCUGGCAACUAGAACUGUCUCAAAUUUUUUUAAAAAACCUUUUAAAGCCUACGAGAGAUCAAUGUCUAAUUUCUCCUUACAGUGAUAUUAUCUGAAUUACUAGAUCAUGAGAGCAAAGGAAAUGAUUGUAGGCCUAAGAAGCCUGAAAUGCUAAACAAAUUCCCCUUGUCAGUACCAAACAAAAUUUAGAGACUGAGGAAAUUAUGGGGAGUGUGGAUAUUGCUGUUGGGGUGUAAAGGGCGAUGGAAUUUGUUCUGGGAAGUUUUUGUGUUAUUCAAGUAGUAAUUGACUGAUGUUGGUUUCAGAGUGAUGCUGCUAAAAAGAAGAAGACAGAUGAACCAACUGAAGAUGUUCCAGCUGAUGAAAAUGAGGAGGUGUGUUCAUCAAUUUCCUUCUGGCAAACACUUCUCAGCCUGAUGCACAUUUUGCCGCGAUAUGUGUUGUAAAUCACUAACAUGGUUUGUUAUAACAUUCAAUGUACACAGGCAGAGACAAAAGGCGAUGAUGAAGAGGAAACAGCAGCAGGUGAUGAGGAGGUGAGGUUUAAUAUUUAUUUUGCCCUUGUUAUUCACUCUCUAGAUUUAAAUAUUAAUUCUCUGCAUUGUCAGCUAGACAUUUCAUGUAAAGACAGCUCCAAGAAUUUGGAUUUUAGUCAAACAUUAUGUCUCCCAAUUGACAUUUUCCUCUCUUCUCAAACCCAUUCUUCUUGGAAUUGUGUUGAUAUGGUAAGGCAAAAUUUGUCUUUGGUUACACUGUCUUGGAGCUUAAGAGUUAAUUACAAUUAUAAUAUGCUGAAACAGCUAAAAGCAAAAUUAAACUGUGUAUUUUAACCAUCUUCAUAUGUUUUCUUCUUUCAGGCUGACGAGAAAAAUGAAGAAGAAGAAGAAGAAGAAAAGAAGGUGAGUAAAAAUGAAAGUUUUCCCCCAAUAAUGUCUUCUUUAAUUCCCUGACAAAGGAAUUGGAAGUGAACCUCCUGCUGAAUUUUAAGAGAACUAAAUAUAUGCAAUGCUGUGUCUUGGAAUGUCUCCAACAUGUUUUGGGUUGAAAAAUGAAUUAAAUUUGGCUUUUUGAUCCUCCAGGAGGCAGAGGGAAAUGAGGAAGAAGAGCCAGCUGGCAAGGAUGAGGUUGAUGAAGAGGAAACUGAAAGGUUAGAAAUUGAAAAAAAAGUACUUUUUUUAGUGAAAGCUCUUUGUUAG
This is a messenger RNA of Pocillopora meandrina, 10805 nucleotides long. The record is from the annotation of a GenBank genome assembly. Lineage: Eukaryota; Metazoa; Cnidaria; Anthozoa; Scleractinia; Pocilloporidae.